This is a messenger RNA of Microstroma glucosiphilum, 2630 nucleotides long. RefSeq lists its product as hypothetical. Gene Ontology annotation, molecular function: alpha-1,2-mannosyltransferase activity. Bases 42 to 2489 code for a protein of 815 amino acids. The record is from RefSeq and is a predicted model, not a curated record. The transcript has a single exon. Gene Ontology annotation, biological process: GPI anchor biosynthetic process. NCBI's taxonomy places the organism in Eukaryota, Fungi, Basidiomycota, Exobasidiomycetes, Microstromatales, Microstromataceae. Gene Ontology annotation, cellular component: endoplasmic reticulum membrane.
AAUCUUGUCGUCCAUCUUUGUAGAUCGUCUACGGACUGAUCAUGGCGAAGAAGAAAGCUGCUACUGCUCCUGAGGCUGGAACUGAUCCUACUCCUCCGCCAGCCCCUCCGACAACAGUGACUCGGCGGCCUGACCCACCCGGCUCCUCGUCACUCCCCUCCUCCUCCUCCUCUGUAGGCCUAGAAUACUGGCUCGCCUACCUCUUCCUCGUGCACCUCCGUCUCCUCCUCUGUCUAGCAGGCACAGGAUACAUUCACCCGGACGAGUACUUCCAGAGCUCCGAAUCUCUCAUCGGCGAUCUUCUCUCCUCACCUACCUUGCGAACAUGGGAGUUCCAGCCAGAGAACCCCUGCAGGUCGAUGGCUAGUGUGCGCCUGUGGAACCUGCCACUGCUGCUCGUCGCGGGACUUUACAGAUGGGGAGGGGCGGUGCCUACUGCCCGCACUCUGUGGUUAACACAAAGACUUACUGCUCUCGUCCUCAGUCUGCUGGUGGACUUCUGCUGGCCGUACCUGAUUCCGAGGACGAGAGAGGAUAAGAAGGACAGCCGCAGGAUCAUGCAGGCUCGACUCCUCUUUGCCUCUAGUGGAGCCACACUGGCCUUCUUGAUCCGGCCCUUCUCCAAUGGCGUCGAGACGAGCUUGCUUGCGGCUUCUUUGGCAGUAGUGAAUGCUCUGCGGAGGCGUGCUGGCGCUGCAGAAGCCGGAGACCGGCAGUGGCACCUGCUCUCUGCGGGGCUCGGAGGCCUCUUUGCGCUGGGUCUCUUCACACGCUUCACCUUCGCCAUCUUUGCCCUGCCUGCUGGACUAUUCUACCUGCAUACCUGCUGGAACAAGCCGGUAGCUGGAAUCCGGAUACUAGGCCUCAUUCGGCUCUCAGCUGGCGCUGUAUCCGGCUUCCUGGUGACGGCCGUAGCGCACAUUGUCUACGACACCUUCUAUUAUCGUUCUCGUCUCGCAGCCAUCUCUGGUACUCUACCAGCGCCAUCGGGUCUAGUGGUAACUCCUUGGAAUGCACUCCAGUACAAUCUCUCCACAGAAAACCUCUCAGAGCACGGCAUCCAUCCUCGCUGGCUACACAUCGUCGUAAAUGCGCCUCUAAUACUCGGUGUGCCGAUGUGGAUCAGCUGUUUGACGCUACUCUACAAGCGCAUGAAGACAUUCGGCUCUCCCUCUCAAACAAGGCUUGAAGUACAGCUCCAAGAAUCUUCGAUCGAGCUACUCCAUCUCGCGACACUCUUCCUCCCCUUGGUCCUCCUCUCCAUCCAACCCCACCAAGAAGCGCGCUUCCUCCUCCCCCUCAUUCUACCGAGCAUUGCUCUCCUCCCCCAAAUCGCCCCGAAAAGGCUUGCCCUCUUCGCCUCCCUCCACCUGGUACAAGCAGCCAGCCUGGCCCUCUUCUUUGGAGUGCUGCACCAAGCAGGAAUCAUCCCGGCGUUAUUGAGGAUCAAUCAGGAAGUGCUGCACUUUUCGGGAGAGGUGCGGAUGAAUGCCGCCACGUUGCAGGCGUUGGCUCUGCAGGCACCUGGAGGAGGAGGAGGCAGCAGCGACGGACUCUGGUUGAGCGGACUGCUGAACACUUCGGCGGCUACGGCUACGGCUGCGGCUGUGGCUGCGGCUGCGAGCGUGGGUACGGGUACGGGUAAGGGAGGGGCUAUGCUUGUAGUGCAUGUUUGGAGGAGCUUCAUGCCACCUAGACAUCUACUGCUGCCCGCUAUAGCUUCCGCCGCUGGCGUUGGCGCUGGCGCUGGUUCUGCUCGACUGUCUCGAGUUACACUUAUAGAUCACGGUAGUCAGAACCCACAAGAGCUCCUUGCUGGUAUGUCCAAGCCAGCCAUAGAGCAGAGGGAGCAGCACCAGCAGCAGCAGCAGCAGCAAGGGCGGGAGGAGGAGGAGGAGGAGAAGUGGGGGGAAGAGCACCUUCUCCUUGCACCAACCUGGGCGCUGGACACACUUUCUUCCCUCCUCGUCCUCUCACCAAACUCACACACUGCAGCAGCUCGAUCAAGCCACACCUCGUUGCCGUUGCAAAUGCAGACCCUCGCCCUCCUCUCACCACACGUGGAUACAGAUCAUCUCAGUGAGAGUUGGUCCCUCUUCCGUAAAUACAAGCACGAGUACAAGCACCAGCACGAGCACGAGCACGAGCACGAGCACGAGCGCAGGUCCAAGGACGAGAAUAGCGGAGAGGUUCGUCAGGCAGCGGCAGAGGCAGAGGCAGAGGCAGAGGCAGAGGCAGAGACAGAGGCAGAGGCAGGGGCAGGUGCAGAGGUCGAAGCGAGCAGGUUCGCCCUCCUCCUCCCAGCAUGGGCAGAGGCGCUCCUCGCCCCGCUCAGGCAACAGUGGGAGGCUCUUUCCGCGGGAUUGGGGGAGAGUUUUGCUCUAGGCGUUGUGCAUGUACGUACGCACGCGGAGGGGGGAGGCAUGAGGCAUGAGGCAUGGGCGGUGGAUGACGACGGAGCAGACGGGAGACGGGUCGAGAAGAGAUGAGGAUAGUCGAGUGAUGUUGGGAAUUGCCUUCUGGAUUGAACGAAUGUGGUUGGGGGUAAAGGGUACGGUAUAGACGCUUCUGGACAAGACGGGACGUAAGAGGAGAGGACGAGGCGAUGACGAGGAAUUACAUGACGAUAC